AUGAAUAUCCUUAAUUCGUCUCCUUACGUUCACACUUUAGCGAAAAAAUACCAUGGCCUCCGUUGUGCUCAGUGCACCGUAUCGAAGCCAAAACUAUCUCGCUGCGCUGGCUGUAAGCUCCAAUAUUACUGUUCCAAGGAUUGCCAGAAAAGUGCGUGGAAGUGGCAUAAAGAAGAAUGCAAAAUGCUUAAGUCAGAGAAAUCGAUACCAGACGACAUUACAAUGUUUCUCGGACGAAUAUUGCUCAGAAUAGAGAGCGAAUUUGGCGAUGGAGAGGAGCCUAGCGCGAAAUUAGACACGCUGAUUCAUGUUUUACAGCUGGAAUCGCAUUAUGACCGACUCGAUCCCUCACAACAGGAAGAUCUGGGUAUUUUCUUGAUGAAAUUCACUCGUUACUGGAAGAAGCCAAUUCCCCGUGGAGUUCUCGGCUCGCGAAAGCUUCUGGAUUUAGUUGCAGCGAUCAAAAACAACCAAUUCGCGAUUUGCGAUGAGGAAGCGUCUAAUUGUGACAUCGGCUCAGCUCUUUACCUGGAUCAAUCGUUGCUGAACCAUUCUUGCAAGCCGAACGCGUUUCCUGUUUUCAACGGAACGAAUUUGAUCAUCAAGGCGCUGGAGAAAAUCGCGCCCGGGGAGGAGAUCAAAAUCGCUUACACUGACACCAAAGCUGUUACAGCGGACAGAAGAGAGUAUCUUAACAGUAUUUACAGAUUUAUAUGCGCCUGUCCAGGCUGUACAAAUGGACACGAAGCUGACUCAAAGAAGUUGGAAGACAACAAAGGCAACGUUAUGAAACCGUCGACGCCGCUUUGGCAAAGUGCCGAAACGAUGAUUUCCGACAUGGAGGAGUUCAAAACCAAGAAAGAGUGGACACUUAUGAAUGAGGCGGCGAAGGGCUGGCUCGCACGCAAAAUGUUCCCAGAGGAAAAUAUAUAUUGGAUUCGACUACAGGAGUAUGCAUUUGAUGCUGGGAUCGAGACCCAAGACUGGUCUCUCUGUCUUUCUACUGGCGCUAGUUUGAUCAUCUCCUACAAAGAGCUUUAUGGAUCAAUGCAUCCAACUCUCGGUCUUCAUUUGAUGAAGUUUGCGAAGAUCUUACUUCACAUCGAGAAACCAAACGAAGCAGAAGAAUACUUCCGACGCGCGUUUGGGAUAAUUAGUUUAUUCUAUGAACCAGAUUCAACCGUCCGAAAGCACUUGCUCGAACUGAUCAUGGAAGCAUAUGAACUCGCCCAAGUUCAAGAGGACAAGGCUGCUGAGGAGCAGAAAAAGAAGGACAGGCCUGUCGGACCUGAUGGAAAACCAAAGCUAAAGAAUCUGUUCGCCGAGCUCAAGGCUAACGGACAGAUUUGA
Molecule: messenger RNA, 1350 nt
Organism: Oikopleura dioica
Lineage: Eukaryota; Metazoa; Chordata; Appendicularia; Copelata; Oikopleuridae
Source: the annotation of a GenBank genome assembly